AUGGAAUUGGGACCGGACUCUAUCAACACGGCAAAUCAGUUCAGCUAUACUUCCCUUCCUACAGCUCGCUCCGUUCGCUUGUUGGAACUCCAUCCACCACUGGCAGAUGGUGGCACUUGUUUCACACUAUUCACGACCGAGCUGGAGACUGCACCGGCUUAUGAUGCUUUGUCAUAUACAUGGGGAAGUCCAGCCUUGCCAUACAUUGGGCCAGAUCGUGGAAGCGUCUCACCCAUCGCUGCACCCUUUGUCGUGAAUUGCAACGGCAAGCCGUUCCUCGUUCAUGAAAAUCUGAGAGAUGCAUUGAGGAUGCUCCAGAGCCUUGACUUUUCAGCCGUCGGCCAAAUCAAAUCCCGAUAUCUGUGGGUUGAUGCAAUAUGCAUCGACCAGACAAAUUUGGCAGAACGUGCCGCCCAAGUGCGUCUGAUGGACCAAAUCUAUCAGCAAGCCGAAGUGGUCGUCUCGUGGUUGGGACCAGAGGACGAAACAACGUCAGAUUUGUUCGUAGUUAUCGAGAAUCUCUCCACCAUAUCGCCCGACCUAUACAGCUGUGUCAGCAUGGAAGACAUUUGGAGGCCAGAAAUCUACGCCUCGAAGCUCGGAAUUUUGCCCUUGACGCAGAAACAUUGGCUAGCGUGGGUCGCUUUCAUGCAUCGCCCCUACUUCGCCAGAGUGUGGACCGGAUGUCACGUGAUAUAUAGCGCUGCAACAAACGCUACUGGAUUCUGCGCGUCUUCGAUGAAUUGCUGGUUAUCAAACGGUGGCGUAUUGUGCGAUGUUUUGAAUGCGUUUUAUCACAGAUUUGUUACGCGUUUCGCCUCGAAUUAA
This is a messenger RNA of Endocarpon pusillum Z07020, 828 nucleotides long. RefSeq lists its product as uncharacterized. The transcript has a single exon. The record is from RefSeq and is a predicted model, not a curated record. The coding region runs from base 1 to 828 and encodes 275 amino acids. Lineage: Eukaryota; Fungi; Ascomycota; Eurotiomycetes; Verrucariales; Verrucariaceae.